AUGAUUAAUCCAGAGCUGCGGGAUGGCAGACCUGAUGGCUUCAGACGUCGGACAAUUUGCAACUUUAAACCAAACUGGAAGAUUUGCCUUUGUGUGUGCUUCGUGAUUAUUUUUGCAGCUUGCAUUAUUAUGAUAGUCAAAUGGCCAAAAUGUGAUAAACGUGUGGCAUGUUCAGGCGACUGGCUUGCAGUGAGAGAAAAGUGUUUCUAUUUUUCUGAUGAUACCAGAAAUUGGACAGCCAGUAAAAUAUUUUGCAGUUUGCAGAAAUCAGAACUUGCUCAGAUUGAUACACAAAAAGAUAUGGAAUUUUUGAAGAGGUAUGCAGGAACUGAUAUGCACUGGAUUGGACUAAGCAGGAAACAAGGAGAUUCUUGGAAAUGGACAAAUGGCACCACAUUCAAUGAUUGGUUUGAAAUUAUAGGGAACGGAUCCUUUGCUUUCUUGAGUGCUGAUGGAGUCCAUAGUUCCAGAGGAUUUAUUGAUAUCAAGUGGAUUUGCAGCAAACCUCAAUAUUCUUCAUAGAGCAGAAAAAACUUGAAAAUGACUAUCACACUUCAAGAUUGAAAGAAGAGCUAACUAUGCAAAAGUGGUUUUCUCACUCACUCUAUUAUAGAAUACAGAACCUUGUGAGUAAUAAACAAAAGAACCAAACGUGACUGAAUACAUGAAGGAUUAUAGACAGAACUUUAUAAAUUCAAGAUACAUAUCUGCUCCAAUAUGUGCAAAAAUCAGAAAAAUCCUGAUUCUACUAAGAAUUCAGAGCAAAUAAAAUAACAAUAAACAAUUAGGUGACCUGUGGCUACAAUGAUGGUUUUAAUAAGUCAAAUUAAAGGGAUCUAUAUUGAUAGGCCAGCCAAGAAGUACAGCUUAGGAACACUUUUACACUGUUGG
Molecule: messenger RNA, 891 nt
Organism: Macaca mulatta (Rhesus monkey)
Lineage: Eukaryota; Metazoa; Chordata; Mammalia; Primates; Cercopithecidae
Gene: CLEC2A
Product: C-type lectin domain family 2 member A
Cellular component (GO): external side of plasma membrane
Source: RefSeq, a predicted model, not a curated record